Molecule: messenger RNA, 1252 nt
Organism: Trichoplusia ni (cabbage looper)
Lineage: Eukaryota; Metazoa; Arthropoda; Insecta; Lepidoptera; Noctuidae
Exons: 7
Coding region: 1-1236 (411 amino acids)
Biological process (GO): sensory perception of smell; detection of chemical stimulus involved in sensory perception of smell
Cellular component (GO): plasma membrane
Molecular function (GO): odorant binding; olfactory receptor activity
Source: RefSeq, a predicted model, not a curated record
AUGAAGUGGUUUAAAAAGUCGCGUCCACCAACGCGAUCCCCAAAUUACGAGGAGACAGCGACCACCAAGCUGCUGGAGCAGUACAACAGGUUCUGGUUCAUCACUUGCAGCCCGGACUUCUGGAUCAAGAAGGUGAACUAUUCCGACACCAUCGUGAAGCUGUACCGACCCUCCAUGAUCCUCAACCACAUGGUGAUGGUGGUGUUCUGCACGUCGUGCACUCUGUCGAUGUGGACUCAGCAGGACCUGACGCCGGGCCAGCAGUCGGACCGCCUCGCCUACGGCCUCUCCACUCCUAUCAUCACUGUCUUCUACCACUUCGUGAUACUGUACUACACUGCUGACGUCAGAGAACUCAUGUAUCAGCUGGCGAUAGUCCUCAAAGCAGCGCAUAAUGAUAAGAAAGCUGAACAAGAAAUGAUACGUCAGUCCAAACUAUACAAUACGAUAUUUUUCUCCUCUUGUUUAUGCAAUAUGGUAUUAGUUGGAAUUUACAAUGCGUACAAAGCUUUCACAUCAGACGCAACAUUCAUCACGUGCGUUUCGGCGUGGCCGCAGCCCUCCGACACGUCCACGCUGGCCGGCGUCACCAGGGUCGUGGUAUACUUCACCUGGAUCUUCCACGUGGUACGCAACAUGGGCGUAUUCCUCAUCAUCCACACUGUACUGCUGUUCUUAGGACAACAGUACAAAAACCUUCAGAGCUACUUCGAAAGACUUAAUAAGAUUUUCGAAGAUGACUCGCUGAGUCAGCAUGACAAAGAUUUGAAGUAUGAGGAGAUGUUUAGGUACGGGAUACAACAGCAUGCGCUUACUUUAUGGUGUGUGGAUGAGAGUCAACGUCUCUUCAGGGUAACUUUCAGCUCCCACGUUCUUCUCUGGUGUGGACUGCUUAUUUCUAUUCUACCUGACGUGAUGAAUGACGACACGCAUUCGAUCGCUGUACUGAUGAAGAGCGCGCCGAGGUUUUCUUCUGCACUAGUCGGGCUCGGCUACUUCAUGUGGCCAGCUGGAGACAUUACUGUGGAGGCAUCCAGUUUGCCACAAGCUAUGUAUGGAUCUGGGUGGCAGAGCUGCAGCCAGGGAUCCGGGAGGAUCAGGAAACUGAUUGUGUUAGCGAUGAUGCAGGCACAGAGACCAAUAGAAAUAAAGGCAUUUGGUCAAUUUACUUUCUCUUAUGAAACGUAUGUUGCGAUCGUAAAGAUGUCUUAUUCGCUGUUCUCUGUGCUUUAUUAAGUACGACGACAACAGC